AUGUCACAGGAGGAGGAAUUUGACCAUGUUCUGUCGCACGUCAAUGGCGUGAUGACCAUCGGAGGCUUCUUCAAGAUGAAUGGCACAGCGGACGUAUACAUGCGGAAGAUCUAUGAUCACGUGGUGUCCGCCACCAAGCGCGGAGAGAUCUUCCCCUUCUGGGCGACCUGUGUUGGCAUCCAUGACAUGGUGCAGCUGGUCUCUGGGAAGGUCUAUGCUGAUUUCCUGACGCGCACCUACGCGGAGAACCUGGCGCUUCCACUGCAUUUUGAGCCUAGCGCUGACUUGAAAUUGCUCUUUGAUGAGGAAGUUCUGCCAGGCUCCAGCACCCUUCGACGCUGGCUCUCGGAUGAGCCACUCACCUUUCAUCACCACCAGUGGGGCAUCACGCCCAGCACCUUUCAUGGCAUCAAGGAGCUGAGGGAUGGCUUUCGAAUCCUGGCCACCAGUGAAGAUCGCAGUGGCACAACCUUCAUCUCCUUGUUGCAGGGCCGUCAGCAUCCGCUCUUUGCUUCGGCCUUCCACCCCGAGAAGCCCGCCUUCGAGUGGGGCUAUCACACUUCCGGGCUGCUGCAGAACACAGCGAUCCCUCACUCCCGACAGGUGCGGGGCAGUGGCGUUCUUCCGCUGCAGUGA
Messenger RNA from Durusdinium trenchii, 636 nucleotides. Lineage: Eukaryota; Dinophyceae; Suessiales; Symbiodiniaceae. The record is from the annotation of a GenBank genome assembly.